GCAUUGCAAUCUGUGAAGGAUGCAGAAAUAUUUUGAUAUCUGAUUGAUCAAUGACAAACGUUGAAAUGCUACACAUUUUGAGAUAAGUUAGCGCGGAUUUUUAUUGAAAAUAUAAUUUCCGUUAAUUUUGUGUUAAUCAAUUUAUGACAUUGUCACCGAACGAUCGACCGACCAUAGCCAUCAACGGCAAAAGUAUAAAAGUGAACUACAUCUUUGGAGUCUGAAUCAGUUAUGUGUUGGCAUUACACCUGAAACAAAAACCGAGAUUCUUACGACAUUAACAAUGAAAUACGCGAUUUUAUGUCUGGCUUUGUGCUCUGCUGCAAUGGCAGAUGUCUCGGAACUGGGUUACAAUUAUCAAGCACCCUCAUUUGGUCCCAUUGCAGGGGGAGGUGGUUUCGGUAACUCACAGAGUAGUGGAAGUUUUGGCCAGACAUUUGGUGGUGGUUUUGGUGGGGCUCCUUCAAAUGCUUACAUUCCUCCAGAAGCUUCCGUUUCAGUUCCCUCCAGCAGUUAUAUUCCUCCUGGCCCAGCACCUGCACCGGUCUUUCAAACAUAUUCCGCACCCACAAACACUUACAUUCCUCCCCCGGUGGGAAACUCCUUUGGAGGUGGUUUCGGUGGCGGCGUAUCCCAGGUUGCCUUUGCCGAUAUUAGCAACUCCAUAGCUCCCCCUGUUGCCGAUUUUGGCACAGAGUUAGCCGACGAUGGUUACCGUUACAGGACGGUUCGUCGUCGUGUGUACCGUACACGCAUCUGAAUACGAAACGAUUUAAAAGCAAUUCAAACCUUUGGUUUAGCUUUUGCCAAAAGUAUUAUUCCAAACAAACAAAAAAAUA
Molecule: messenger RNA, 839 nt
Organism: Musca domestica (house fly)
Lineage: Eukaryota; Metazoa; Arthropoda; Insecta; Diptera; Muscidae
Exons: 2
Coding region: 284-760 (158 amino acids)
Source: RefSeq, a predicted model, not a curated record